Messenger RNA from Solanum lycopersicum (tomato), 2250 nucleotides. RefSeq names its product transcription factor TGA2.2. Gene Ontology annotation, molecular function: DNA-binding transcription factor activity; sequence-specific DNA binding. The record is from RefSeq and is marked validated. Gene Ontology annotation, biological process: DNA-templated transcription; regulation of DNA-templated transcription. Lineage: Eukaryota; Viridiplantae; Streptophyta; Magnoliopsida; Solanales; Solanaceae.
GACGUGGGGGCUAGCGUAGUUUGGAAUGAUCUAAACGUCACGUUUGUCAUCUUCCUCUCUCUUUCCCUCGUUGUUCGUGGUCAUAAAUAUAUAAUAUUAAGUAAAAUUAUACAAAAAUUAAUUCUGGGUUCGUUGAAUUUUGUGUAAAAAAUGAGUCUUUAUACAGAAAAUUCGACUUGAAAUUGUUUACUGACCAGUCAUUGAACCACUCUAAGCUUUGGUUUAUUUAGUUUUUAUACGAAGUGGGGUUGUAGAAAAUUCAAUUUUCUUGAGUUUUUUAUUUUAUUUUAUUAAUUUUAAGCUUUGGGUAUUAGAUAUUAACUCAUUUUGAUGAAGGGGUAGUUGGGUUUUGAUAAAGUUUUGACCUUUUUGUUGUUUGAAGUGAGGGUUUAUGCACAGCUGUUUUUUUUCUUUUUGGGGUUUUCUUGAUUUUAAUGGUGUAUGUGUUAAAGUUUUAAGCGGUUGCUUUUGGAAGUUUUUGUAUUUAGUCAACUGUUUGAAAGGGGUUUGUAGUUUGAUUUUGUUAUUGUAGAGUUUUUGAGUGUAUGAACUGAGGUUGUGGAUUGUUGAUGAUGAUGUGAAGAUUGGUAGAAAAGGCUAUAAGAGUGGUAAUUUUGGGAUGCCAAGUUUCAUUUCUCAGAUUCCAGUUUCAAAAAAUCACAUGGGCACAGAAGGGAACAAUACAAAUACUUCUCGAAUGUCUGAAUUUGGGGUGCUUGAGCAAUAUCUUGGAUUCCGUAUUGGAGAUGGUGUUAAUGUUAAUCGAAGUCCCCUAUUUAAUUCUACAUCUGCAGCUAAUCCAGCAGUGGGAUUUGACGUCUCUGGGACCAUCAAUAGGAAUUUAGCUCCUUCAAAUACAAGUUUGUCUACUGCUGCUCCAGGAUCUCAUGUAAUACAAUUGCAAUCAAACUUAGUUCCUGCAGCUGGCACUCAUCCUGAGAAUUGGGGCGAGUCCAACAUGGCAGAUUCUGGUUCUCGCACUGAUACUUCAACUGACAUGGAUGGAGAUGAUAGAAAUCAAAGGAUUGAGACGGGUCAAUCCAGGGCUAUUGCAGCUUCUGAUUCCAGUGACAAAUCAAAAGAAAAAGUCUUGGAUCAGAAGACAUUGCGGAGACUUGCCCAAAAUCGUGAAGCUGCUAGAAAAAGUAGACUGAGGAAAAAAGCAUAUGUACAACAGCUGGAGAAUAGCCGGUUGAAGCUAUCACAGUUGGAGCAGGACCUUCAGCGAGCACGUCAACAGGGGAAGUACAUCUCAAACAUGGCAGAUCAAUCAAAUGGAGCGGGCGCCAGUGGGACCUUAGCAUUUGAUGCAGAAUAUAGUCGAUGGUUAGAAGAACACAACAAACACAUCAAUGAAUUGAGAACCGCUGUCAAUUCACAUGCAAGUGACCCUGAACUGCGAAGUAUUGUGAAUAAUGUCACUGCACAUUACGAUGAGGUCUUUAGGGUGAAAGGAAAUGCAGCCAAGGCAGACGUAUUCCAUGUCUUGUCAGGGAUGUGGAAAACCCCUGCCGAGCGAUGUUUUAUGUGGAUUGGUGGCUUCCGCCCCUCGGAACUUCUUAAGCUUCUAGUCAAUCAGUUGGAGCCUCUGACCGAGCAACAGUUAGCUGGCAUUUACAACUUGCAGCAGUCAUCCCAUCAAGCAGAAGAUGCCCUUUCACAAGGUAUGGAGGCGUUGCAGCAAUCCUUGGCAGAGACAUUAGCUAACGGAUCUCCUGCUACUGAAGGGUCAUCAGGAGAUGUAGCUAAUUAUAUGGGUCAGAUGGCAAUGGCUAUGGGGAAAUUAGGGACUCUUGAAGGUUUUCUCCGUCAGGCGGACAACCUGCGUCAACAGACAUUGCAACAAAUGCAUCGCAUAUUGACAACCAGACAAUCAGCCCGUGCUCUUCUUGCAAUAAGUGAAUACUUCUCACGUCUUCGAGCUCUCAGCUCUCUUUGGCUUGCCAGACCACGAGAGCAAUAAGUAUGACAUGCAUUGCGAUAUUCUACUGAAACUCAGAUAUACUACUUCGAUACACUGGCCGGUAUAUGAGAUCCAGCAAAGUUACUCUUAUGUAUAAAGUGGUAUUGUAUGUGCUUGUGGAAGUGCAGAAUUUGUUUUCUUUCUCCUUAGGUUUAUAGAAUGCCAAAAUUUUACUUUGUGACUUAGGAACCAAUAAUGUACCUGUGUUUUUAGUUUUACAAGGAAAAAGUUUAGGGAUUUUUAAGAAGUGUAAUAGAUAUUUUUAGAAAGUUUUAUGCUUAAUCAAA